This is a messenger RNA of Oryza sativa Japonica Group (Japanese rice), 1445 nucleotides long. The record is from RefSeq and is a predicted model, not a curated record. Lineage: Eukaryota; Viridiplantae; Streptophyta; Magnoliopsida; Poales; Poaceae.
CGCCGCCGCCGUCGUCCACACGACCUCACCGCCGCCUCCUCUCCGCUCUCCGGCCGCCGGUCGCUCCGCCAACCCGACCCUCUCCCCUUCGUGGUGGAGCCAACCUUAACCAUCCUACUCCGCGCGGGGCGAAGGCGUCCGGCGGUUGCAGGAGCCCGAUGGACAGUGGCGGCACUGCCAGUCCUGCCGGCGUCGCCGGCGACGGCGCUGGUGGCCGGGGUUCGGUCUUCCGCGGAGAUGACGCGCCGAAGCUGCUCGCCGCGUUGAAGGAGAUGAAAGAAGGGCUCGACCUCGUCACCGGCAAGGUCAAGGCGCUCACCCGCAAGGUCAAGAAGAACCAGCUGCCGACGGCGGAUGGGAUUGGGUACCUGGAGGCAAAGCACCACCUGCUGCUGAGCUACUGCCAGGACAUCGUCUACUAUCUCCUCCGCAAGGCGAAGGGGCUCUCGGUGGAAGGUCACCCCGUCGUGCGGAGCCUUGUCGAGAUCAGGCUGUUCUUGGAGAAGAUUCGUCCCAUAGACAAGAAGAUGGAGUACCAAAUCCAGAAGCUCACCAACGCCGCGGAUAGCGGAGCUGCCCAGGAGAAGGUGCUAAAUGCAGAAGCAAAGAGUAAGGAUCAGCCUAAGGAUGAUGAAGACCUACUGAAGUAUCGGCCGAACCCUGAUAUGAUGGACUCUAAGAUCGAUCCUGCGGGGCAGGACAACGAUGGCAUCUAUCGUCCACCAAAAUUUAUUGCUGCUACCAUGGAUGAUGAGGAUAAGCGCCAUAAACAAGCUUCAAGGAAAGACAAAACAUUAGCGCGAAUGGCUACAGAAAGCUCUUACUUCAAAGAGAUUAUUGAUGACGCUGCUGAUAGACCUGAAGAGUUAAAGGAAACAGCAGGUGAUGAAAGCAGGGAAUUUACAAGGUAUAUGCGGCAGAGAGAGUUGCAAGAGAAACAAGAAGAGGAGCUGUUCACUCGAGCUCCGCUGACAAAACGUGAUAAGCAGACGGAGAAGUGGAUGAGAAAAGAGCUUCACGGGCUACGGGGCCUAACAGAUGGAUUCGAUCUUGGAAUUAACAUGUUCGUCGAUGGAGACAAGGAUAAUGAUGUCGGUUCAACCGAACCCCAUUUCAAGAGCGGAGGUCGGAGAAAACACCAUAAAGGCAAGAGGAAGAGGCAUUAGUGAACCCACAGAUGGCGUUUCACACAGCAAUGUCACAUUCAAAACCAAAAUUUUGAUCUGUGCGAAUUGAGUAGUAUAAAUGAGUGAUUUUCUUCGGCAUGAGAGCCAUGUUGGUUAGAAUCAGCAGGUUUUGUGCAUCUAUCUGUCAACUUGUUCUUCAGUACGCGGUUAAAAGAUAUUGAUCGUCGAUACUUAAGUCAAUUGGUAAUCUGUCGUUAUGAUUUUGUUUGUAAUCCUGUGACUCAUGAUCAUGCCAAUUGCCAGAUAGUGUUUCCGGAA